Molecule: messenger RNA, 1866 nt
Organism: Colletotrichum karsti
Lineage: Eukaryota; Fungi; Ascomycota; Sordariomycetes; Glomerellales; Glomerellaceae
Exons: 1
Coding region: 1-1866 (621 amino acids)
Source: RefSeq, a predicted model, not a curated record
AUGAGGUCCAACGAGUGCUUACACGUGGCAGCCGCCGCCGCCCCUUCACCACCAAAACCAUCAUCACCACAACCCUCCAAAUCCUCAUCCUACACCUACUCCCCCUUAGAAAGAGACCAGAUCCGCCUCGUCGUCCUCGAAUCGUCCUCCGACCCGUCGGACCCUCUCACCUGCCGCAUCCUCGCCUGCCACCGCAGCGACGCGCCCCCCUACGAAGCAAUCUCCCACUACUGCGCCCCGACAGACUCUCACGAUGCCCUCAUUCGCGUCCUCUCUCCCAUCCUCAUCCCCUCGGCCCCGACAAACCUUACAAUCCCGCACGCCGUCGCAUCAACCCUCCUCGCCCUCCGCCACGCAGACAGGCCGCGCACCCUCUGGCUCGACGCGCUGAGCAUCAACGCCUCCAACACCGCCGAACGCAGCGCCCAAGUCCUCAUCACACCACAAAUCUUCCACGCCGCCUGGCGCGUCAUAAUCCCCCUCGCCGGCGACUACGCGGAAGCCAUAUCCUUCAUAUCCCUUGGCCGCUUCCGCUCCACCCCUCCACAAACCCUCCUCCUCCUCCAGCACCUCUUCGCGCACCCCUGGUUCUCCCAGACCUGGUCCAUCCCGCAGAUAGCCCGCUCCCGCGCCGCCUUCGUCCUGCACGCCGCCGCCCUGACGCCCUUCACCAACUUCUCCCUCUGCGCGCGCACCCUCGACCUCGCCGUACCCGUGACGUCGCCCAUCCGGCGCCUCAAACAGCGCGGCGCGAUCCCGAGCCUGACGACGACGCAGUUCCUCAAGGCCGUGGCCGAGGCGAGCUCCUGCGCCGCCCCCGCGGACCCGCGCGAUCGCGUCUUCGCCUUCCUCCCGCUCUACCCGGCCCUCAUGACGCGGUCGCAGAUCGAGACGUACCGGAGUUCGGGGUUCGGCGGGGACGACGACAGGGGCGGCGGGAUGCGCGGGAAGGCCAGGGGGCUCGGCGGUGGUGGUGGUGGUGGUGGUGGUGCGGUGAGCGCGGUGGAGGUCAUCGAGGACGAGAAGACGAGGGCGAGGAUGACGGAUUACGGGAGUGAUGUGAGGACUGUGUAUACGCAGUUCGCGACGCUGCUGCUCUCCGAUGCCGGGCUGGACUUUCUCUCGACGGUUCAGGGCCGGGUGAAGAGCGACAGGUUGCCGAGCUGGGUGCCGGAUUGGAGGGUGAAUUCCGGGCGGACGAUACUCGCGCAUCUACCUCUUACCGAGUUCGCGGCCGGAGGACACUGGGGUGACCAGUCGUUCCGGAUUGUGCCGACCGAGGACGGAGGGAAGCUUGAGCUCUCGGCGGUUUGUCUGGGGGAGAUCGCGGUGCUUGGGAACGCGUGCGAUAUUAGGUGUGAAGGGUGGGAGGAGGUCGUGUUCCGGCAGUGGAGGGACUUGGCGGAGGAUGCGAGGCGGGGGAGGGGUUUGAAGGAGUGUCCCUCCAAGAUUCUGGAGGCAUUCGUGCAGACCGUCAUGACGGACUCGGAUGAAGAACAUGUCGAUGCGCGGAAGAUGCUCUGUCGUAGGGUCUCGGUGCUGGAUGAGAAGAGGCAAAUUGACAGCAAGGCGCUGUUUGACGGCCUAGACGAUGAAGCGAUCACCAAAUUGCGCAUCAGCUGUCACGGGCGCAGGCUUUUCGUCACGUCCAAGGGCAUCAUGGGCUUGGUGGCGAGUGAAAGCAAAGAAAGGGAUCUCAUCGCUGUUCUCCCUGGGGCGAGAAUGCCUUACAGCUUCCGUCAUCGGUAUGAUCUUGCGUCGGCUGACGUGGAGUUGGUCGGGGAGUGUUUUUUGCAGGGUAUGAUGAAGGGGGAGGCGUUGUCGAGGGGUGUUUCCUUUGUGAAGAGAGAGAUUCGCAUUUGUUAA